Molecule: messenger RNA, 1537 nt
Organism: Quercus robur (English oak)
Lineage: Eukaryota; Viridiplantae; Streptophyta; Magnoliopsida; Fagales; Fagaceae
Exons: 6
Coding region: 108-1304 (398 amino acids)
Molecular function (GO): protein binding
Source: RefSeq, a predicted model, not a curated record
AUAUAAAGAGCAAUAUUACAAGUAAAAAAAGAAAAAAAAAAACCACACUUCCAAAUUCCCAAUCCACUCACAACUCACAAACGCAACUCUCAAAAAGCUUACCGAUCAUGGCCUCUGCGUUCGCUACCUCCUUCUUCUUCUUCCUCCUCUUCAACCUCGCUUCACUUCAUCAUCACGUUUUAGCCAGGGACUUAGUGGAAAUCGAAGAAGGGUACACAGUAACCACAGUAAUCGACGGCCACAAGCUUGGCAUCAACCCACGCUCGAUCCUCCCUAAACCUGGAUCGUCCGAUCUCCUACUCCUUGAUUCCGUCAGUAGUAUCGUCUACACUCUAUCUUUUCCCACAUCCAAAGAGAGUAAGGUGAAAGUGAACCGGUUAGCUGGAGCUAGUGAUAGAAAUGGCGGGUAUGCAGAUGGGGAAUUGGAUUCGGCUCGGUUCAAUAAGCCUCGGAGCUUUGCUGUUGAUCUAAAAGGAAAUGUUUAUGUUGCUGAUAAGACUAACCAUGCCAUUCGAAAGAUUAGCAAUACAGGUGUGAAGACGAUUGCUGGAGGAUACUCAAAGAAUCCAGGCCAUCAAGAUGGACCUGCAAAGAAUGCGUCAUUCUCAGAUGAUUUUGAGAUAUCUUUUGUUCCUGAAAAAUGUGCCUUACUGAUUUCAGAUCAUGGGAAUCAAUUGGUCCGCCAGAUUAGUCUCAAGGCUGAGGAUUGUGUCAGGGGUUCUCAAUUUGCAUUGGGAGCAGUUUCAAUUUGGGUUCUGGGACUGGGACUCUCAUGUUUACUUGGCUUGAUUGUGGGGAUUGCAGUUCAGCCUUAUAUCUUUCGUCGUAAAGGCUUCAGCCCCCUGUGUUUCAAGACAUGGAUGCAUUGCCUAAUCCGUCUGGGGAAGCAAGUACUGAUACUCUGCUUCGACAUCAGAAGCGCAGUUGCUAGAGCCUCGUAUUUCACACUCUUGAGGAGACUCUUUUGGUUGAGCCUCUCUCAUCUUUCUCAUAUGUUUAGAAUUUACAAAGUAAAAUCUCCUAUUUCGUGUAAGGAAAAUGUAUCUUUGAUAGAUUGUGAUGACUUAAGUAGUUGUAAAUUAACAAAGUCAGAGAUGUAUGCUGAUCAGUUGAAGGAUCUGAUGCCUAUUGAUGGAGGCCUGGAUUUGUUAAACAUGGCUGACAAAAUUGUCAACCACAGUGAUGAUGAUAAGGAGGGAAGUGAUGACCCUUUGACUGACAGUCAUGGAGACGUAGAUGCUAUGAUACAGGCUAAUAUCAUGGGUGUUGCUGAGCCGGCUAAAGAACAAUGGAGGGGUUUUUGAUAACCCACCAUUUCAGGUUUGGUUAAGCAAAGAUGCAAGUAAUCAAAAGGCGAUUUCCUUGUUAUAUAACUUGUUCUUCUAUUAUGAGGUUUAUAAGUAUUUAGUACUAGUGACUUGUUGAAAAGGCAUUUUCCGUGUUAUAUAUUGUUCUUCUAUUAUGAGGUUUAUAAGUAUGUAGUACUAGUGACUUGUUGAUGACUAUUGCCAGCAAUACUUAAUUUUCCUAUGCUUCA